Messenger RNA from Aspergillus mulundensis, 771 nucleotides. Its product is annotated as alpha/beta hydrolase. Bases 1 to 771 code for a protein of 256 amino acids. NCBI's taxonomy places the organism in Eukaryota, Fungi, Ascomycota, Eurotiomycetes, Eurotiales, Aspergillaceae. The record is from RefSeq and is a predicted model, not a curated record. The transcript has a single exon.
AUGAGCCAGCCAACUAUUGUCUUCUCCCUCGGCGCGUGGUCUACCCCCGCUGUCUUCGAUGCCGUCCGCUCUCGCCUCAACACCUUCGGCUUCGACUCCGAGUGCCCUGCUCGUCCCUCUGUGGACGGUGAGCCGCCACUGAAGACGUUCGAAGACGACGUUGCCUCAUUGCGCAAUGUCCUGACCCGUCUUUCUGAAGAGGGGAAUGACAUCGUCGUUGUCGCUCACUCGUACGGCGGUAUGGUAGCGUCUUCCGCCGUCGAAGGGCUCGCCAAAGAAUUCGGGGGCAGAGUGAUCAAGGUGAUCUACCUAGCUGCCUUUGCGCUCGACAAAGGGCAGAGCUUACUGGGACUACUGGGUGGGAAUUUGCUGCCUUGGAUGAAGCUUGAGGUUAGUCAGUCGCUACCCACUCCAUGUCUGCGAUUAUGGUAUAUUUACGCUGUAAUGUCCCAGGGCGACUACGUGCAUACCGAUAACUCCACGAUCUGGCACGACCUAUCUCCAGCUGAACAGGAACUCUGGGCCGCGAGAGCGCGUGGAACUUCGCGCCUUGUCUUCUCUGGAGAAAACACCUACGAGCCCUGGCGAGAUAUCUCAUGCGCCUACAUUAUCUGUGAGGAGGACUUGGCUCUUCUACUGCCCCUCCAAGAGAUGCUUGCCGAGAAGGUUGGUGGGCCAGAGAGGACUUUUCGCCUUCCCGGCGGGCAUUCGCCGUUCUUGAGCAUCCCUGAUCGUAUGGCAGAUCUUCUGGUGGAUAUUAUCAAGGCAUGA